Molecule: messenger RNA, 7443 nt
Organism: Plasmodium adleri (nom. inval.)
Lineage: Eukaryota; Apicomplexa; Aconoidasida; Haemosporida; Plasmodiidae
Product: conserved Plasmodium protein, unknown function
Exons: 1
Coding region: 1-7443 (2480 amino acids)
Cellular component (GO): nucleus
Molecular function (GO): RNA binding
Source: RefSeq, a predicted model, not a curated record
AUGGAAAAUAAUAAAAUAUUAUCAGAACCUGAGGGAGUUAAUUUAUAUAAUGCAAAAAUGAAAAAUAUAACUAAUGAAAAUACUGGUAAUUAUAUGGUUAGUGAGAAUAAUUAUUUUCAAGACACGAAAGUGCAAAUAAAAAAGAAUCUUUUAGAAAGGUCAUCUAAAUUAUGUACCGUAGAAAAUAGAAUUAGAAAUAUUAGAAAUAUAUCAAACGAAGAAAAGUUGAUCACACAAGGAAAUAAUCCUAACAUAUUUGUGGAUUCAUCUAUAGGGUUUAAUCAUAUGUAUAUAAAUAAUGUUCAAUCAACGGGUGUCGAAAAAAGAGAAGUAAAUAAUUUUGAUAUCAAUGAAAAUAAUGUUAGUAUUGAUAAUAAAGAAAAGAGUAUGAAUAUUGUUGAUAAUGAUAAUAAUAAAAAUUGUUAUACUUAUAGAAAUAGUGAUAUGCAUAAAAAUGAUAAUAGUAUUUCUAAUCACAUUGGUAACACUAGUAAUAUGAAUGAUGAAUAUAAAAUGAAGGUAACCAACAAUUAUGAAAGGAAUCAUUCCUCAUCAGAUGAUAAUAAUAAUAAUAAUAAUAAUAAGGGUACAUUUUAUAAUGAUCAUCAUCUUAACAUAAACAAUCAAAAUUAUUAUAAUAAAAAUAUAAACUCUUUUAAUAAUAUUAAUCCGAAUUACCUUGGAGCAUUAAAUGAAAAUAAAAAUUUCAUGUACACUCAAAAUAUGAAUAUUUCUAAAGAGAAGAAUGACGUUAUGUUGAAUGGAAGUAAUAAAAAAGAAGUUGAUUUUUAUAUAAAUGAAGAAGAGCAAGAAAAUAUGAUUAAUGAAAUUAUGAGUUAUGAGCAUUUCACAGGUGACAACAACAGCAAUAAUAAUAAUUUUAAUAAUAAUAAUAAUAAUAAUAGAAAUAAUUCUGUUCAUAAAAACAAAAAUGAUUGUAAUAAUUUCAUUUGUGUUGAAAAUAAUAAUAUGGGACAUGUUAAUGAAAAAAUAUCACCUUCUUUCGAUAAUAAAAUGUAUACAUAUAGAGAUACCAUUGAAUAUUAUAAGGAUAUGAAGAAAAGUGGGGUGAACGCUCAUUCUGUUAUAAGUAAAGAAAGUGAUAUUAUUGGAAGUAUUAAAAAAAAACUAGAGGAUCAAAAUCUUAUAGAUGAAGAAAAAAAUAUAAAUAAUUCAUUGAAUUCUUGUAUUACAUCAGAUAAUCCAUGGAAUGAUAAUUAUGAAAUGAAACUAGGAAAUAAUAAGUUGAACAAUAUGAAUGAUAGUUCCUCCAUAUCAAAUAAUCUAAAAGAGAACUUAAAAUAUCCAUUUAAUAAUUUUAACAAUUUUAAUGAUAUUAGUAUAAAUGAUAUUUCAAAGAAUGUUGAAAGAGACAUAUUUAUGAAUUCCCAUCAUAAUAAUUUACACAAAAAAAAUGGAUCACCUGAUAAUAAUAACAAUAAAAACAAAAGUAAUGAUGAAGAUAACACAAAUGGUAAUAGUAAUAAUAAUAAUAAUAAUAAUAAUAAUAAUGUGAUAGACAAAUAUCAAAAUAAUGAAAAAUGCCUGAACAAAUUGCCGUUAAAUCUUUAUAGUGAUCAUUUAAACAAUUUUGAUGAUGAACGAAUGAAAAAAGAAGGAGAAGAAAUAUUAUUAAAUGAUAUGCAUCCAAUAGAAAAUAAAAAUUUGGAUAAUAAUAAUGUAGAAAAAGAAUCUUAUGAAUCCUAUAAUCUUAAAGAAGUGAAUUUAUUUAAAGAAUACAACUUAUCUGCUUUAAAUUGUGUAGACAAUCAUAGAAAUAUAUAUAAUAAAGAAAGUAAUGGUCCUAAUGUAUUAAAUAAUAAUGAGGAAGAACACAUGGGUUCUAGGGUUAUUCUGUCAAAAGAAAAUAAUAAUAUAAAUAGUAACAAUAAUAAUAUAAAUAGUAACAGUAAUAAUAAUAUAAGUAGUAACAAUAAUAAUAAUAUAAAUAGUAACAAUAAUAGUACUGUUAAUAAUAUGAGUAAUUGUGAUGAAAUGAAAAAUUAUCUUGUCGAAAGUUCAAAUAUUUUUAAGAAUAUUUCUUCAAAUUCAAAUUGUAAAGAUGAGAAAUAUAUACAAAUGCUUAUGAAGAAUUUUAAUAUAUAUUCAAAUGAUUUAUUAAAUUUUGAUUAUAAAAUAAAUAACGACCAAGAAAGUAAUAAAAAUAAAUAUGACAACUUAAAUAAUAUAAUAUUUAAUUCUUAUUAUGAUAAUGAUUUAACAUUAAAUGUGAAUGAUAUGGAUCAAAAUUAUAACAAUAAUUUAUGUAAUAAUAUAAAUGCUGAUAGAAAAAAUAUGAAUGAUAAUGUAUAUUAUAAUAUGGCAUCAUUCUGUCAUGAAACAACACAAGAAGAAAAUGAUGAUAAAUAUAAAAGUACUACCAAUCAUUUUGUAAAUGAAAUGAUGAUAGAUAAUGAGAUUAAAGAUAUAACUCAUAUAAAUAAUAAUUAUGAUAUACAAAAAAAUGAAUAUAAUAAUAAAAAUGGUUCCUAUAAAAUAACAAACAUAGAAGAAAGUAAAAUUGAAAAAAUAAAAAACACAGAGAACUAUUCAAAGAGUGUAAAUAAUCUUACUUGUAUUUAUAAUGAACUUAUAAAAAAUGAAAACCUUGAUGAGAUUAAUCAUAAUGUUGAUGAAGAUGAUGACAAAUUUAAAAAAGAUAGUAGCGAAAAAAAUAAUAAUGUGAAUAAUUAUAAUUAUAUGUGUUGUGCUAAAGAAAAUCAGAAUGGUUUUAAAAAAGAGGAACAUGAAGAUUAUAAUAAUAUCAAUAAUGAUUAUAUUGACAAUAUUGUAAGUAAUAAUAAUAAAAAUAAAAAUGAAAUUAAUAAUGAUUGUAUAAUAAAUUAUAGUAAUAGUGGAACAACAAAUGCUAGCUGUAAUAAUAUUGUUGAUGGUAGUAAUAAUGAAAAUAUGCGUAAUAAUAGUAAUGUAGUUAAUAUGUUAAUAGAAGAGAAUUCUCUUUUUAAAGAUAAUGCAUUAAGCCAAAAAAGUUUAGAAAAUGAUAAUAAAAUAAAAAAUUAUGAUUCAAAUGAACAUUUAAUAGAUGAUAAUUUUAAUUUAUUUUUAAAUAAUGAAGAUGUGAAUUGUAAUAAAUUCUUUGCAACAAAUAAUAAAAAUAUGCAUAAUAAUGAAAAGAAAAAUUCUGAUGAAAAUAAUUAUUCUAAUGGAAAAGAUAUUUUCAAUCCUUUGGAAUAUGAGAAAUAUAAUAAUAAAAACGAAAUAUAUAAUUUAAAACAAGAUGAUGUUAAUAGUACUAUCACAAAUAAUGAUAAUAUGUCUAUGUUUUUUAGUACUAAUUCUUUUAGUGGGAAUAAUGAUUCUUUUAUGAAAUAUAUAAAAGGUUUUCUUGAAAAUAAUUAUAUAAAUGAUCAAAAAAAUUAUUUGAAUUUAUUUCAUAAAGGAAAGAAAGAAAAUAUGAACAACACUACUAUGGAUGAUAUAUCAUCAAUGGGUGAUGACAAUUAUGUUAACAGUUUGAUGAAUGACAUAUUUAAAAGUAAUAAACAGGAAAAUGAAAAACAAAAUGAAAAUGAUAAAAAAAAUAAUAUGAUCGUUAAUAUGAGUAAUAUUCAAAGUACUAAAAAUGAAAUAAGUAAUAAACCAAACCUCAAAACUGACCUAAAUAAUAAUAAUAAUAAUAGUAAUAAUAAGGAAGAACAAUUUGAUAGUCUUCAUAAUUUAAAUCAUAUUAACCCUAAAUCUAAUAGUUCCAUUCUAAAUUUAGACAAUUUAAAUGUUGUUUUAAAAAAAAAUGAUAACCCUAUUGAUUAUUAUAAAGUUUUUAAUUCUUUUCAUGAUAUAAAGAAAAAUGAAAAUGUACUGAAUACAGAGAAUAAUGAAUUUAAUAAUAAAAGUUUUAUAUAUGAUGAUAUUAAUAAAUCUACAAUGUUUAAUAUGCCAAAAAUAAGAAAUGAUAAUGGUACUAAUAUUAUUAAUGGUUAUAAUAUAAAAAAAGAGGAGGUUACAAAUACAAGUACUUUGAAUUCUUCGAAUGUUCUUAAAUUGAAACACGAUAAUGAUCAUUAUAUUAAUAUGACGAAUGGUAAUAAGUUACCCUUAUUAUAUGAAAAUAAUAAUAAUCUUGAUAAUAUUUCUGAUGAUGAUCAAAAUAAAAGAAAAACAAUAUUAAACACGUUUGAUGAUAUAUAUUCUGUCAAUGAUAGUUCAGUGGAUAAUUCAUUAGAAUUACAUAGAAAUAAAAAUAUGAUGACAGGAAAUGAAGAUUUUUUAUAUGCUCCAAAUAAAAUAAAAGAAAUGGUACCUCAUGAUAAUAUGGACUAUAAUAAUGAACAGUUGAAAAAAGAUGAUAUGUAUAAUUAUGGAAUGAUAAAAAAUAAUACUAUAAAUAAUUUGAAUUUUAUAGAUAAAAUGAAUAGUCCAAUUGUAACAAAUAAAAAUAUGGAUAUAGAAACUACUUUGAAUAAUAAUAGUAAUAGUAAUAGUAAUAAUUAUGUAUAUAAUAUAUCCAUGAAUAAACAACUAUUCGAUGCUCUAAACAAUCAUAAUGAAAAGAUGCAUACUUACAACCAAAAAAAUAUACAUAAUAAUAAAGAACAAGAAGAUACAGUCUCAACAUUUUGUAAAAAUAAUAUAUUAAAUGAAAAUAAAAAUGAAACUUAUAUGAAUAAUAAACAGUUUAAUAAUAAACAAAUGAAUAAUGAUAAUAAUAAAAAUUCAUAUCAUAAUAAUAAUUUUAAUAGUAAGAAUAUUUCGAAUUUUUUGAAUGAAACUAAUGUACACAAUGUUUUUAAUUCAAAUGAUAAUAUUAUAAAUUAUUUGAAAGAACAAGAAAAUCAAAAUGAAGAAACAGAAGGACAACAUAUAUCAUCUCAAAAUAGAAAAAGCAGCCAAGAAAAAAAAAUAAGUUAUAAUAAAUUUCAUAAUUUUGAUUAUGUAAAUAAUUAUGAUUUAUCUAUAUCAUCCAUAAUGAAUAAUAAAGCUAAUAACAAUAAUGAUAUUAAUAGUGUGAACAAAAUGAAUGAUAUCAUAGAAAAAAUUGAUGGACAUAUAAAUAAUAACUAUUAUCAAAAUAAAGAAGGUGAUCAUCAAACAGAAAAAGAUAAAAGAAGAGAAAGAAAUAUAAACGAAUUACAAAAUAACGGUACGAAUAAUAAUAAUAAUAAUAAUAAUAAUAGUAAUAUGAUUAAUAGUAUACAUUUAAAUAAGUUUGAUGAAAAAAUGAUAGAUCUCAUUCUAAAUAAUGGUAAUAGUAAUAAAUGUACUCAAAAAGGAGAUGAUACUAAAAAUCGUAAAUUUAGUAAUGUAAUAAAUUUAAAUAAUAUUCAUUCAAAUGAUAAUAAUUCUUUAAAUAAUAAUAUUAAUAAUAAUUCUUCUAAUUAUAUGUUAUAUGAUGUUUUAUCAGAACAUAAUAAUAUAAAAAAUGAUAUACCAAAAAAUGAAAAUUAUAAUAAUGGAUAUUAUAACAAACAAACUAUAUCUCCUUCUAAUAAUUCAUUGAAUGAUCGUAAUAAUAAUUAUUAUAAAAUGGAUUAUCGUAAUAAAAAAAAUAUUAACGUAAAUCGUAAUCUAACUAUGAACCUACCUAAUAUGAAUAAUAAUAAUAAUAAUAAUAUGAAAAAUUUGCCUAAUGGUAAUUUUAUGAAUAAUGAUAAUGUGAAAAGUUUUUUUAAAACAAACAAUAAUGAUAAUAAUAUUCAUAAUAAUAAUAUUAAUUGUAACAAUAAUCGUAAUAGUAAUAAUUUAAAUGACUAUCCUAUAAUUAUAGAUAAAAAUAAUAUGAACGUAAAAAAGGAGAAUACACAAAAUAAUAGUAAAAAGAUCAUGAUCGAUUUACAAAAUAGUAGAAAUAGUGAUCUUAAUUUUAAUGAUAAAAAUUAUAAUUUAAAAAAUUAUUAUAUGCCUAAAGAAACUAUAUAUAAUGAUAUAGAACAUACAUUAAAUGAUAUAAAAUCAAAAAAUGAGUAUAACACAAUUAAUGAUAAUAAUAAUAAUAAUAAUAUGUAUAGAAUGAAUUCUCCAAAUGUUAUAAAUUAUAACAAUAUCAUAGAAACUGAGAAAAUUAAAAAUAAUAAACAUUAUCAUAAUCAAACACAUCAUAUAAGAAAUUACAAUGAUAUGUCCAUAUCAAACAAUUAUGAUUUUAAAAUGAAAAAUCAUCAUGGUAGUAAUCACAUUAAUAAUAUGGGAAGUAAUAAUAUCAGUAUGUGUAGUAAUAAUAUAAGUGUGGGUAGUAAUCCAAGUAAUUUGAAUCAUAAUAAUAAUAUGAAUACAUUGAAUCAUAUGAACAACAAUCAUAAUAAUAGUAUAAAUACAAUCAAUAGUAUAAAUAAUAAUAAAAUGAAUCCAUUACGAUCUAUUGAUUAUAAUUAUGCAAAGAGUAUUUCAACUAGAUGUGCUUCAGAUGCUACUAUAGUUGAUACAUAUAAUAUGAAUAACACACAUUUGAAAGUAAAAAAUAAUGGAAAUUUUUCAAAUUUUAUAGAUAAUCCAAAAAUAAUGGAUAAUAUUAAUAAUAAUAUUAAGUGUGUCAAUAAAUUAAAUGAGGAUAGUACUAGUACUAAUAAUGGAUUAAUAGAAAAAUUUAGAGGAAAUGAAAAAAUGAAAUAUGAUAUGAAAAUACAAAAUAAUAAUAGUAAUAAUUUCAAUCAUAAUAAUAAUCAUUAUAAUCUAAUUUAUGAUAAUAUGAAGAGUAGAGACAAAAUGAAUUUUAAAUAUAAAAAUUUUAAUAAUCAUUAUAUGGAAAAUAAAAAUUAUAUUCCAUAUGAUGAAAAAGAUAAAAUGGAUAAAAAUGAGAAUAAUAAAUAUAUGGAUAAAAUGAAUAAUAAUGUUCAUAUGAAAAAUUAUAACAACAAUAAUGGUAGUAAUUACAAUAGUAAUAAUAAUUAUUAUUAUGGUAAUAAUUAUAAUAAUAAUAAUAAUAACAAUUACAACAAUAAUAACAAUUACAACAAUAACAAUAAUAACAAUAAUAACAAUAAUAACAAUAAUAGCAGUAGUAGUAGUAGUGGUAGUGUAGUGGGAAUGAAAAAUAAUUAUCCAAAUAAUGAUGUUGUGUCAGAUAACUUUUUAGUUAUUAAAAAGUAUACAGCCAAAUAUGAAGUGCAAAUUGAUCCAUUUAAUGGGUUUGAUAUAGCCAAAAGAAUUAUAGGAUUAAAAGGUACUAACAUGAAAAAAAUAUGUAUUGAUACAGAUUGUAAACUUAGAUUAAGAGGUAGAGGUUCUGGUUAUUUAGAAGGCGAAGAAAAAAAAGAAGCAAAUGAAUCAUUACAUCUAUGUGUAUCUUGCCAAAAAUAUGAUCAUUAUGUACUAGCCAAAAAAUUAAUAGAACAAUUAUUAGUUAAAAUUUAUAUGGAUUAUGAUACUUGGUUAUUUAAUCAUGGAAAACCUUAUGCAAACCUAAAACCUAAAACGUAUGAAAAAUUCAUACCAUUAUUUAAAUUCCAACAAAAUUCAAAUCAAAAACAAAAUGUAAACCAAAUUUGA